Molecule: messenger RNA, 2877 nt
Organism: Anguilla anguilla (European eel)
Lineage: Eukaryota; Metazoa; Chordata; Actinopteri; Anguilliformes; Anguillidae
Product: tubby protein homolog
Exons: 12
Coding region: 517-2025 (502 amino acids)
Biological process (GO): protein localization to cilium
Cellular component (GO): cilium
Source: RefSeq, a predicted model, not a curated record
AGGUAGAGAGUACAGAGGACAGAGAGAAAGGGAGAGAGAGGGAGGGAAAAGGAGCCAGUGGACAGAGAGGGAGUGAGAUUGCGGAGAACAGAGCGAGGGGGAGAGGGAUUGCACAGAAUCACACGCUCGGAGAGAUGAAAGCAUGAGAGCGCGAGAGCGCACAUGAGAGAGGAGAGAGGGGGAGCAGGCGAGAGACGGAGAGACGGAGAGCGAGGGAGACGCGUGUUCUCUGCGCGGCGGGCUGCGGGAUCGCGAGGCGUUCGCACGGGGCUCAGGCACGCCGCCGUGCCGCCGCUCACUCGGCCGGAGAAUGGGAGCGGGAUCGGGGCGCCCAGGGGUCCCCCCGCCGCCAGGUCCGCUGUCCCCCCGCGCGGGCGGGAGACGCUGAGGCUCGCCUCUCUCCCACCGCUGCCGCCGGGCGCCGCCGCCAGGACUGACGCCGACGCCGACGCUCGUCCCUCCGACCGCAGAACCCCCAGCCGGGCUCCUCGAAGCCACAAGUAAAAAAAGCGAGAUAUGAGUUCCAAGCUCCACUCAGACUGGAUCCCGUACAGCGUUCUAGAUGAUGAGGGGGGUAACCUCCGCCAACAGAAGCUGGAUAGACAGCGCGCCCUACUGGAGCAGAAGCAGAGGAAGAAACGGCAGGAGCCGCUGAUGGUGCAGUCCAAUGUGGACAGCCGCUCGCGCGCCCGCCGGACCAAACAAUCCGAGGAGCAGGCCCCUCUGGUGGAGUCCUACCUCAGCAGCAAUAGCAGCACCAUUUACCAUGUUCAAGAAGCAGAGCAGGAGGAGGCCGUAGUGGAAUCCCAGGCUCCCCGCUCAGCUAAAAAGGCCAAGGCCACGGGCUCCACCCCGCAAGCUGGCAGUGCCAAAAAGGAGAAAAAAGGGAAGCACAAAGGGAUCGAUGGACCAGCUGGCCUCCAGGAAGAGGUGCGGGACCUGGGCAGUGAGAUCCAGAUCCUGAAGGUGGGCCGGCUGGCUGCGGGUGAGGGAGAGGGCGAGGCAGACGCUGUGAGCAGUGGCCAGCCGCAGGGGAAGCAGGACUUGCGGGUCACCAUGUUGAAGAAAGGUAUUUCCAGUAGUAUGAACUUUGACGAAGAGGAGGAUGAUGAGGACGAAGAUGACGAAGACACUUCCAGUUCCUCCCAGCUCAACAGCAGCACCAGACCCAGUUCAGCCACCAGCAGGAAGUCCAACAAGGACGCUGCCUCAGCACCCACCGCCCUCGUCAGUGAGCAGGCCAUCGAGGUGGAUGACCUGGAGGAGUUCAGCCUGCGACCAGCACCCCAGGGACUGACCGUCAAGUGCAGGAUCACCCGGGACAAGAAGGGCAUGGACCGGGGCAUGUACCCCACCUACUACCUCCACCUGGAGAGAGAGGACGGCAAAAGGGUGUUCCUCUUAGCUGGAAGAAAGAGAAAAAAGAGCAAGACGUCUAAUUACCUCAUCUCCAUCGACCCCACGGACCUGUCUCGAGGGGGGGAGAGUUUCAUCGGGAAACUGAGGUCAAACCUGAUGGGGACCAAGUUUACGGUGUACGACAGUGGCCUGAAUCCUGUGAAGACUCCGUCCAGCUUAGAAGCCAGCAACCUACGUCAGGAGCUAGCCGCCAUCUGUUAUGAAACCAAUGUUCUAGGCUUCAAAGGGCCUCGCAAAAUGAGUGUCAUCAUCCCGGGAAUGAACAUGGAGCACGAGAGGGUGUCCAUCAGGCCGAGAAACGAGCACGAGACCCUGCUGGCUCGGUGGCAGAAUAAGAGCACAGAGAGCGUGAUCGAGCUGCACAACAAGACGCCCGUCUGGAACGACGACACGCAGUCCUACGUGCUCAACUUCCACGGCCGCGUCACCCAGGCCUCCGUCAAGAAUUUCCAGAUCAUCCACGACAAUGACAUGGACUAUAUAGUGAUGCAGUUUGGCCGGGUGGCGGAGGACGUCUUCACCAUGGACUACAACUACCCCAUGUGCGCCUUGCAGGCGUUUGCCAUUGCCCUCUCCAGCUUCGACAGCAAGCUGGCCUGCGAAUAGGAAGCACCGCCCCAUGCUGACAUAACUUCCUGUUCUCUCCGCUCUCCUCCCCCACCAGGAUGGUUUCCUAGGGUCCCGUCCUGACUGCUUGAGAAAAACAAGAGCUCUGCCCCCUAAUUGAAUUGAGGAGGAGCUAAGGAGGAGGGGCUAAGGAGUACCAUAAGAUGCAGAUGUUCCAGCCUGUGUAGCUUUUCCCCCUGACUGAAGCUGGGGAUGUUGCUAUGGUUAUCUCUGUCUCAAUCUGCAGUGGACAAAAGCACAAACAGUGAAAUACUCAUGCAUUACAAGCUGCUUUUUCUUUGUAUGUUUGCUUAUUUUUACUGAUGAUUGUCAGGAUCAAAUCAUGACAAUGGUUAUUACUACUGCUGGUAUUUGUGACCGUAUUUGCGAUAUAUUAACACUGUUUUAUUGAUGGACAACAUUGUCAUUCAAGAGCUGAAAUCUGUGUUGCUUGCAUAACACUAACAGACUAAAAAUGUUCUGUCUUUGAUAAGCUGAAUUAUGUAUGAGAGAAGACACUGUAACUGUAAUCAUGUCAAAGAUUUGCAUUGCAUUUGGCAGCUUAAGCUAUUUAACAGUCGUUCAGUCAAUUCUGUCAAUAUCCUCAGCAUUAACUGCAAAACUGCAGAUUAAUUAACCUGUGUGAACAGCUUCGAAUGAGAGGUCAGCAGGUCAUGUCACUAGAUUGAAUUUAUCAGAAUAAUGGCCCUGAAGCGAUUGGUAUUAGUUUAUGUAGCUCAUUAGCCUACAGCUCUGCAUCGGAUUGCAAAUGUAAAAUGGUCAUGGAAUAUGCUGCAUUAUCCUAGGCCACACUUGUUGACAGAUUUUUAAAGUGUUUUUGUUAUUUAUGUA